Molecule: messenger RNA, 1032 nt
Organism: Caenorhabditis remanei
Lineage: Eukaryota; Metazoa; Nematoda; Chromadorea; Rhabditida; Rhabditidae
Exons: 2
Coding region: 1-1032 (343 amino acids)
Molecular function (GO): protein binding
Source: RefSeq, a predicted model, not a curated record
AUGUCUACUGCUACCUUCCCUCUCCUCCUUCUACCAGAAAACGCUCAACGGAAAGUGCUCAAUGGUUUCGAUGUAAUUCAGUUAAUCAACUUCUCUCUCCUCUCAAACAACGCCAAACAACUCGCCAAAUCUCUCAACCUUGCCAUCGACAAAAUCUUUCUGUGUCCGGAUGACGACUUUAUCGAAAUUCUAUCAAUUCUUGAGUAUGAGAUAUCGGUGCGAUUAAUAUUCUAUCCUCCAGAAUCAAGUACCGGUAUACAGCCAGUACGUGGUACGGUACCAAUUUUUGUGCCCAGUCGUGUGAAAGUGGAGAAGGAUCUAGAGGAAACUGGGGAAUAUCAGAACCCGGGACUGAGUGUUUCGGAAUGGUUGGAACUGUUCCGAGAGGUGUUUAACCACCCGCCGAUUCUGAAUAUUGCGUGGUCGAAACCGGACUGCCUCUUCAAUAUGAAAUCGAUAAAGGAUACUGUGAAAGGAUUCAACGUGGACGGGCUCUACUUUACUCUUGACUGUGGUAUGGAUUGUGCACAGCUGGUUUUAAAGAACUUCCCAGAAUAUAAAAAAUUGUUUAUCGAUAGUCCCGCUUUCAGAAAUCCAGUUGAGUAUCAAAAUAUCCUCAUACAGAAUGCGGAUAUUCUAACUAUUGGGUCUUUCGAUCUAGAUUUGAAAAUCUCUUUGGAUGAUAUACUUCUUAUCAACAGCGAAUGGAUAGAUAUUAUCUCAAGACACAUCACCGACAAGAUGAUCAAUCGAUACCUGAAGCAUUGGAUUCAAGGAUCAAACCCGAGAAUGGAGAAGAUGAGAAUCAAGUUCGAACCAAAUCGGAUUUUGGAUGAAGAAGUGAUUCUGAAGGGUCUCAAAUAUCGCAGAACUCAACCAAACCGGAAGAGAUAUUUUAGGAUGAUAGAACACGAGGGAGUAGUCACAGCAGAAGAAGGCAUUGAUAUCCGCCGAAAGGAUGGAGCGGAAGGGACGAUUGUAUUUGAAACUCUCAACGGGAAUAGUUGCUUUGUUUUCUAUGUGUGCAAUUGA